AGGAAAUGUAUACCAGCUGGGCUUGGAAACUAUGGAGCACACUUGGAGUUGCAUUACGAAUAUUGUUCAUUGACAUUCCUAUGGAUAUACAUCGAUUUUUGAAUCUCCGGCAAAAAAGUGUACAAGGGCAGACCGUCAUAAUUACAGGAGGAGGAUCUGGUCUGGGUCGAGCGAUGGCCUUGGAUUUUGCCAAGAGAAAAGCAAAAGUUGCUAUAAUUGACGUGAACAAGGAAGGAGGGCUGGAGACGGUGAAAACCAUUGCGGCAGAGGGGAAUAUGGCCAAGUUUUGGUAUUGCGAUAUAAGUGAUGUGGACAAUAUGAAAAAGACGGCAAAAGAAAUUGAAGACACAUUUGGUGACGUUAAUAUUGUGAUCUGUAAUGCUGCAAUCUUAUCCUUCACAUCAUUCAUGGAGAUUUCGGAUGAGCUGCUCAGAAAGUGUCUUGACGUUAACAUUUUUGGUACAAUUAAUACAAUUCGAGCUUUCCUCCCAAAAAUGGAAACCAAGAACGACGGACACAUUGUUUGCGUUUGCUCAAUUGCUGGGUGGUCUGGUGAAACGAUGGGACUUUCUUACUGCACUAGCAAAUUUGCGGUUCGCGGAGCUAUGGAAUCCUUACAAAUGGAGCUCAGAGAUCGCGGAUUAGAGGGUAUCAAAACAACUACGCUCUACCCAUAUUUUGCAAGAACCCCAAUGAUUUUGGAAAAUAAUAUGAGACCUACAUGUACAUGGUUCCCGUUCAUGAGCAUUCGGUCUUGCUCGAAAAGAAUGGUAGAUUCUAUUUUGAAAGAAAAAGUGCACGCUUUUGUUCCCUCGUACAUCACACUCAUCCCUUUUGUGAAAAAUUUCUGCUCUCUUCAAGUGUGCCGGUCGCUUCGUAAUUAUUUGGGUGUUAAGUAUUCCGCUUCAGAUCCAUCAUUUUGCAAACUGACACUUAUUGAAAUGUCGGACUAUUACAAAACUCCACAACUCUUCUGGUGGCUCCUCAUUGUUCCAGCUCUGGCUAUCAACUACAUUUCUUACGCCCAUCCAGCAGCAGCACUUAAUAUUCCAUUAAUUGGAUCUCUCGUCCAUAAGAUUGGAACUGAGUAUCCAUUUGUUGCUCUUUUAACCAACCUUUUCGCCCUUGUAGCACACGCCGGUGAAGCUCUUUACGCUCUUUAUCUCUGCCAUAAAGCCAAUAUCAGUUUUGCUUCUACCGCAAAAUGGGUUGUCCAAACGUUUAUUCUUGGUUUCCCGUCACUCUCUAUUCUCAGUCGAUACGAAGCCAAGCAGAGGAAGAAUAAUUGACUAGUAGUUGAAAAUGUGUCUGAUAGUUCCUAAAAUGUAUUAAUUUUGUUUUUUUUUGCCAAUGCAAUGAACGACCAUUUAUUAUCAAAUAAAAUGAAGAAACUC
This is a messenger RNA of Caenorhabditis elegans, 1394 nucleotides long. It is a transcript of the gene dhs-29, whose product is annotated as NADP-retinol dehydrogenase. The record is from RefSeq and is marked reviewed. The coding region runs from base 6 to 1289 and encodes 427 amino acids. The transcript is spliced from 10 exons. NCBI's taxonomy places the organism in Eukaryota, Metazoa, Nematoda, Chromadorea, Rhabditida, Rhabditidae.